Acyrthosiphon pisum (pea aphid) is the source of this 771-nucleotide messenger RNA. RefSeq lists its product as uncharacterized. NCBI's taxonomy places the organism in Eukaryota, Metazoa, Arthropoda, Insecta, Hemiptera, Aphididae. The transcript has a single exon. The coding region runs from base 1 to 771 and encodes 256 amino acids. The record is from RefSeq and is a predicted model, not a curated record.
AUGCCACCACCAAGUGUACAAGACUGGGAAAAAAUUGGAGACGACUUUUGGAAUAAAUGGAAUUUUCCUAAUUGUUUGGGGGCACUAGACGGCAAACAUGUGGAAAUUUUUGCGCCACCAAAUAGUGGUUCACAAUUUUUUAAUUACAAACGUACAUUUUCAAUUGUUUUGUUGGCAUUGGUAGACGCAAAUUGUAAAUUUAUUGCCGUAGAUUUAGGUUCUUACGGGAAGAACAGCGACGGUGGAAUUUUUGCGAAUUCAAAUUUUGGAAAAGCUCUAGAAAUGGGAAAGUUUAAUGUACCAAAAGAAAAAAACCUUCCAGGAACUCAAUGUUCAGUGCCUCAUGUAAUUGUUGGAGAUGAGGCGUUUCCGUUGAAGACAUAUCUUCUUAGACCUUUCCCUGGUUCUACGAUAAAUGGAGAUAUAGAAAAACAAAUAUUCAAUUACAGACUAUCAAGAGCUCGCCGAGUAUCGGAAAAUGCAUUUGGCCAUUUGGUACAAAAAUUUCGAAUUUAUUUCAGAAGUAUAAAUUUAUUGCCCGAAAAUGUAGAUAAUGUUAUUUUAACGACGUGUAUUUUACAUAAUUACAUAAAAGAAAACGAUUUGAUAGUUCAACAUUUAGACCUUGUCGAAAUUGAACCUAACUGGGGAAAUUUACCACGGCAAGGAGGAAAUGCCCACAACUCAGCCUUUCUUGUACGUGAUACAUACAAACAAUUUUUUAAUUCGGAGAAUGGAUCAUUGUCGUGGCAAAUGGAAAAAUUUGUGUAA